Zygotorulaspora mrakii is the source of this 2085-nucleotide messenger RNA. RefSeq names its product translation initiation factor 2 (gene IFM1). The transcript has a single exon. Lineage: Eukaryota; Fungi; Ascomycota; Saccharomycetes; Saccharomycetales; Saccharomycetaceae. The record is from RefSeq and is a predicted model, not a curated record. Bases 1 to 2085 code for a protein of 694 amino acids. Gene Ontology annotation, molecular function: translation initiation factor activity; GTPase activity; GTP binding. Gene Ontology annotation, biological process: translational initiation.
AUGGUAAUCUUGUCGACAUUUCAUCUUUUAGGACUCCGAAAGAACAGAGGUAUGAAUAUCAUCAUGUUGAAGGCCCCUGGCUCAUUGUUUCUUCGGCAGAUUAGUGCUGGCCCAAGUCGAAACCCUGCAUUAUUUACUCUAGGUUUGCAUGCAGCAGAAAUAAGAAGGUUUUACGCUAAGAAAUCCCUAAAAAGGCCAGUAAAAAAACUAAGAACAGUUCCAUUUGCUAUUCCAAAUUAUAUUUCUGUGAGUAAACUUGCUAAUCUGCUUAGCUGCAGAAUGGAAACCUUAAUACAGGAUUUGACAAAAUUGGGAUUCGCUAAUAUUACACAAGGUUACAUUCUAUCAAAAGAAUACGUCGAAUUAAUCUUGCAAGAGUAUAACUAUCAGCUACCAAAUACCUCGGCUGCGAUAAACCCGGAAAACGUGUACGAUGAAUUGAAGUCACCAGCAGAUCCAAAGAUGUUACAAAGAAAGCCCCCGGUGGUAACUAUUAUGGGGCAUGUUGAUCAUGGAAAGACUACAAUAAUUGAUUUUUUGAGGAAGUCUUCAGUCGUCGCUCAAGAGCAUGGUGGAAUUACCCAGCAUAUUGGUGCAUUCCAAGUCGUAACGCCGUCUUCAAAGCGAAGGAUCACUUUCUUAGAUACACCAGGGCAUCCAGUUUUUUUGAAGAUGAGAGAAAGAGGUGCUAAUAUCACAGAUAUAAUCGUUUUAGUAGUAUCAAUUGAAGACUCAAUAAUGCCCCAAACAAAAGAAGCUAUCAAACACGCUAAAAAUUCCGGAAAUGAGCUGAUUAUUGCAAUCACUAAAAUUGAUCGAAUUUCCCACCCCAAAGAAAGAGAAAAGGCAAUAGAAAGGAUAACCAACGAUUUAAUAGCGCAAGACAUACCAGUUGAGAAAAUUAGUGGGGAUGUGCAAGUAAUUCCUAUAAGUGCUCGCACUGGUGAAAAUAUGGAUCUUUUGGAAGAAUCUAUCGUUUUAUUAAGUGAUGUUAUGGACAUUAAGGCGGAGAGUUCUGUUAGAACCAUUGCGGAAGGUGUAGUACUUGAAAGUGAAAUAAAAAAGUCAGUUGGCAAUGUGGCAACCAUAAUAGUUAAGAAAGGUGUUUUACAGAAAGGCAAAAUUUUGAUAUGUGGGAACACAUAUUGUAAAAUUAAAAAUAUAGUCAACGAGGGCAAUAAUUCAAUUACGAAAGCUGUCCCAGCUGAUGCUGUUGAGGUAACUGGGUGGAAGAAUAUACCAAUAGCCGGCGAUCAGGUAAUAGAGGUGAAGAAUGAAUCCAUUGCAAAGAAAUUCAUUUCCAAAAGGAUGGGAUUAUUGGAAGUGGAAAAGGAGGGCGCAACUGUGGAAAAGUUAAAUGAUCAAAGGGCGAUUGAAGCACUUAAAAAGUCGAAUGACGAGAAUGAAGAUGAAUUUGCAGAUGUUACCGGUGAAAAACCAUUGGAACAAGAAGGACCCAAAAAAGUUAAUUUUAUUAUUAAGGGUGACGUAACGGGUUCUUUGGAGGCUAUAAACGAAAGUAUAUCCGAUAUGGGUAAUGAAGAAGUGCAGUGUCAUGUUGUAUCAGCAUCUGUCGGUAUUCCUAACGAGGGUGAUAUAAAAAUGGCUCGAAUCACCGACAGUAUAAUCAUUUGUUUCAAUCUCGGGAGCUUGCCAAACGAGGUGAUGAACAACAAGGAGCACGUUGAAAUCAGGCAAUACAAUGUGGUUUAUAAGCUGAUUGAAGAUGUUACGGAAAUUCUCACAAAUAAUUUGAAACCGCUGUAUGAAAACAAACAAACAGCAACCGUUGACAUCCGUGAAAUAUUUGAAUUUCAAUUGAAAAAGAAAAUUAUUAAAAUCGCGGGCUGUAGGGUGAGUAACGGACAGAUCCGUAGGAAUUCAGUAGUACAAGUUGUUCGUGGACCAGAAAAACAAGUUAUUUACGAUGGUCGUCUAGCUACAUUGAAGCAAGGUAAAGAUGACUCAGCAGAGAUAUCGAAGGGAAAUGACUGUGGCAUAACUUUUGAUAAGAACUUUGAGGACUUUGAAGCCGGUGACAAAAUUAUUGUGUAUGAAAAAGUGAAAGUUCCCAGGUUUCUGUGA